AUGUCAUCUCAACAAUCCGAAAGAAUUGAUAGGUUAUGCGGUUUAUGUGAGAAAAAUUCAAGCAAAUAUUGUUGCCCUCGUUGCGAAGUAUUUUAUUGCUCACUUGAUUGUUACAAGUCCGAGAAGCAUUUGGAAUGUUCAGAGAAUUUUUAUCGGGAAUGUGUGAAUCAAGAACUUGCUUCCAACACGGUUGACGAUGAAGCUAAAAACAAAAUGAUAGACAUUCUUAAAAGGAUGCAUAACGAAAGCUUUGAUGAUGAUAUAGAAAACAUAGAACCAGUAGAAAUUGACUCUGAUGAUGAUUCUGAAAUUGAUUUGCAUACAAGGAUCAAAGAUUUGAAUUUAGAUGAUCCCGAUGCCCUUUGGAAUGCACUCACAUCUGAUGAAAAGAAUGAAUUUGAGGCCAUGCUCAGUCAAGGUGAUGUUGGGACACUAAUUCCACAGUGGCAACCUUGGUGGCUGUUCAGAAAGGAAAAGAAACUUGUUGAGGAAGUAGAUCUUAGUCGUGAAAAGGAAGCACUUGAAAGGUGUCCUACAAUUAAAGCAGUCCCUAAAUUUAGUACGCUGACUAGUAUUCAGCCUUCACCAUCAAUAAGGUUUAACAUGGCAAAUAUAAUAGCCGCAUAUGCCUUUGCUAUGAGAUAUGUUAAUGGGGAAAUUGAUCAUAAAGAAAUAUGUACAUACAUUCUUGAAGUGUGCAGUAAUCUGAAAACAAAUACUAAUUUUGAGGAUGCUGAGCUAGCUAUAGAGUCUGUCGCACAAAUGUGUAUACAAAGUGAAUAUAUAGACACAGAUGAAGCCAGUCUGAAUGUAAUGAGGCAUGACACCUUCCUUAUCCUACAAGGCCCUAGUGAAGAAAACCAUUUAUAUUACAGUAAAGCAGCAUUCUCACAUCUCUUAGAUAUUUUCACUGAAGCUAAGACGCAGAUGAGGAAAAACAAACCUAAAGAGAAUAAAAAUAAUGGCAAUUUUUCAAGAAAAUUUCCCCAAUGCAGUAAAAGUCAUUUACCUGAUAUUGAUACAUCUACUAUUAAAAAGAUCAUAAAGAAAUUGGAAUACUAUCUGGCAUUCUUAGAGAGCUGUGAUAAUAAAACGGAGUAA
Molecule: messenger RNA, 1101 nt
Organism: Danaus chrysippus (African queen)
Lineage: Eukaryota; Metazoa; Arthropoda; Insecta; Lepidoptera; Nymphalidae
Source: the annotation of a GenBank genome assembly